Messenger RNA from Schistosoma rodhaini, 1526 nucleotides. The record is from the annotation of a GenBank genome assembly. Lineage: Eukaryota; Metazoa; Platyhelminthes; Trematoda; Strigeidida; Schistosomatidae.
GUGAAUAGUAUCAGUAUGGAAGCACUAGGAAUUUAUUAGAAUUCCGGAGUGUUUUCUAGAGAGUUCUAGUAAAUAAGGUGUAGUGUGUGUUGACACAGAGCAAACAUGUAUUGACGUAGACCAGACAGGACGAGAGAAAUCUAGAACUUUCGAGAAAAUGUCCUUCAAUCACCAAUCAGAUUUGGACUUGAUUACAUUGUAGAAAUAUUAGUGUUCUGAUUGGUUGUUGCCUGUCUAGAGAUUAUUGGAUAAUCUCUCUCACCCACUACUAUAUAAGUGAGUUAAACAGUGGACAUUCAAUUCAUAUUGCUGUUCUGUUUCUGUUGUUGUGUUCAAUAUGUCUGGUGGGAAACAACAUAAUGCAGUUAGUAUUCCUGUGAAUCGUGAGCAACGGUCAUUUGAGAGACAGAGACGUGAUCUGUUAACUGGCCUUGAACACGGGAGUGGUACUCAUCGUGGCAACUUAAUCGCACCAUACACGGAAGACUGGCCGAGUACAGUGGACAGUUGGAUCAACUCCUCGUGGAGGCGAUGGGAUGAAGAAAUGCGACGUUUGCGACGUGGAAUGUUUGCACUAUUACCAUUGGAUACUUUCACCCACGGGAUUCUGGAAAAUCCAUUCGCUUUAAUGCACCAAAUGGAUCGUCAUAUCCAGGAUAUCCGAGAGAGAAUGGGCUCAUUGGAUGUGCCGUCGACCGGUUCAGUGAGUGACUUUUUGAAGGACGCCUACGAAGUAGGUGAGGAUGGCAAGGUACAUUUCAAAGUACGAUUCGAUGCACAAGGUUUCGCUCCUCAGGACAUCAAUGUGACGUCGAGUGAGAACCGUGUGACGGUACACGCGAAGAAGGAGACGACGACCGAUGGUGGGAAGUGUAGUCGGGAGUUCUGUCGUAUGGUGCAGCUGCCGAAGAGUAUUGAUGAUAGUCAACUGAAAUGUCGCAUGACAGAUGAUGGUGUUUUGAUGUUGGAGGCUCCAGUGAAGGUUGAUCAGAACCAGUCGUUGACGCUGAACGAGUCUGGUCAGGUGGCUGUUCGACCGAAGUCGGACAAUCAGAUUAAGGCAGUUCCUGCAUCACAAGCUCUUGUUGCGAAAGGUGUUCAUGGUCUGUCGUAUGUGGAUGAUGGUUCAGGUGGGAAGCGACUGCAUGUUGAAGUUCCAGUGGACCCAGUGUACAAACCUGAAGACUUGUGUGUGAAUGUUGAUUCGAAUCGUGUUGUGGUUAGUGGACGUCAUCACAAACAGAAGAGUGAUCAACAUGGAAGGUCGAGCUCAUUUGCAGAGUUCAGUCAGUCGUAUGCGAUUCCAGAGACAGUUGAUCCGUUAUCUGUUUCUGCUCAGGUAGUUGGCAAUACAUUGGUUUUGGAGGCGCCAUUGGAGAAGCAACAUGCGAUUACCCACUAGAAGCAAAAUAAUACGGACUGGAUUUACGAUGAUUCUGAUUCUGAUGAUGAUGAUGAUAAUAAUGAGGGUGACAAUCAUCCUUAUAUGUUUGUGUUAAUUUCCGAAUAAAUUUAUUUACUUAUUU